AUGGACACAGACACAGGCAUGCACCAAAACCAACACAACAACCAACAGUUCAAAAUCCAGCACAACAACCAACAGUUCAAAAUCCAGCACAACAACCAACAGUUCAAAACCCUGCACAACAACAACCACAACCAGCACAACAACCAACAGUUCAAAACUCUGCACAACAACCACAAACAGAGCAAAGACACAAAAGAAGUAGAGAACAAGGAAACCAAGAAUUCUUAA
Trichomonas vaginalis G3 is the source of this 228-nucleotide messenger RNA. RefSeq names its product protein of unknown function, DUF4106 family. The transcript has a single exon. The record is from RefSeq and is a predicted model, not a curated record. NCBI's taxonomy places the organism in Eukaryota, Parabasalia, Trichomonadida, Trichomonadidae. Bases 1 to 228 code for a protein of 75 amino acids.